Molecule: messenger RNA, 893 nt
Organism: Uloborus diversus
Lineage: Eukaryota; Metazoa; Arthropoda; Arachnida; Araneae; Uloboridae
Gene: tun
Product: protein N-terminal glutamine amidohydrolase-like
Exons: 6
Coding region: 158-793 (211 amino acids)
Cellular component (GO): nucleus; cytosol
Molecular function (GO): protein-N-terminal glutamine amidohydrolase activity; protein-N-terminal asparagine amidohydrolase activity
Source: RefSeq, a predicted model, not a curated record
UUCAAAGUGAAAUGAAUACAACUGUCAUCUUCAUCAUCCAGUUUGUUUACAAAAUUCAUAUUUUUUUUACAAACUUGACGCAUAAUACUUUGCCGAUUCUUACUAUAUUAUCAUCGUGUAUAUUGUUUACUCCUGAACUUAUUUGCUCCUUUCAAACAUGUUUUCGUCAAAACGAUCCCAAGAAAAUGUACACUUAGAAAUGGAUUCUUUGAAUACGUUACACAUUCCUUCACAAGAAGAAUGCUGUUAUACUUCUUGUUAUUGUGAAGAGAAUGUUUGGAAACUAUGUGAGUACAUAAAAAAUAAUCAAGAAGAUCUCUUAUCAACAUGUUUUGCUGUUUUUAUAUCCAAUAGAAAUGAAAGUGUUCCUUUAUGGUGUCAAAAAUCUGGACAACAAGAAGAUAAUCUUGCAGUUUGGGAUUACCAUGUAAUUUUUGUACACAGUCCUGAAAACAACAGUGGGUCAGUGGUCUAUGACUUAGAUAGCACUUUGCCAUUUCCAGUGCCAUUUGAAAAAUAUGCACCUUUAACUUUUCAGUUUGACAGUCUUCUUCCAGUUUCACAUCAUAGGUUUUUCAGGGUCAUACCUGCUAAAAUCUACCUUGAAAUCUUUGCUUCAGAUAGAUCUAGAAUGAAAAAAGCAGAUGGAACGUGGAUUAAACAACCACCACCAUAUCCAUGCCUUACGACAAAUGAAUCUACAAAUAAUUUAGAAGAUUUUAUUAGCAUGGAUUCUUCAAGAGGUGUUGGAGAAGUGAUGAAUUUACGUAAAUUUUUAGAAAGGUUUUUAUGAGUUGUUAUAUUUUCCUAGUACUUUAAUGCAAAAUAAAUGCUUCACCCUGAAAUUAUUUUCAAAAAAAAAAGGUAAAUUAAGGCUUCAGUUUAUUUUUUCU